This is a messenger RNA of Talaromyces atroroseus, 1602 nucleotides long. RefSeq lists its product as hypothetical. Lineage: Eukaryota; Fungi; Ascomycota; Eurotiomycetes; Eurotiales; Trichocomaceae. Bases 1 to 1602 code for a protein of 533 amino acids. The transcript is spliced from 4 exons. Gene Ontology annotation, cellular component: membrane. Gene Ontology annotation, molecular function: amino acid transmembrane transporter activity. Gene Ontology annotation, biological process: amino acid transmembrane transport. The record is from RefSeq and is a predicted model, not a curated record.
AUGGCCAGCUACAGCAAAGAGGCUAUCUCCAAGAGUGAGAUGACGGUUUCCAAUGACGAUGUUGCUAUGGACAAUAGCUCGGGGGAGCUUGUCGACGGCGUGGUUGUUGAAAAUGGCCUGCAGAGAUCGCUGAAGCAGCGUCAUCUGCAGAUGAUUGGGUUGGGCGGUGUUGUUGGAGCAAGUAUCUGGUACGGCACUGGAACUGCCCUAUCAUACUCAGGACCGAUCGGAGCCCUAAUCUGCUUUAUUGUGAUUGGAAUCGACGUGUUCUUCGUCAUGCAAAGCCUGGGCGAAAUGUCGACGCUCUACCCUACGUCCGGCGCCUUUACUGAAAUGGCCGGACGCUUCAUCGACCCUGCUGUCUCUGUAGCACUCGGAUGGAAUUACUGGUACAUGUGGGUUGCCAAUCUCAUGUCCGAAUAUAACAUGAUCUCCGUCGUGUUGAGUCAGUGGACCGACAAGGUCCCGUCCUACGGCUGGAUGUUGAUUUUCUGGGCCAUUUACCAAGGCAUUUCCUUCCUAGGCGUUGUGGUAUAUGGAGAGCUUGAAUUCUGGCUCGCCACGUGGAAGGUCAUCUGCGUGCUUGUGGGCUAUCUGCUUGCCAUCCUCGUCAAUACAGGUGCCAUCGGCGGAGACUACAUUGGCUUUCGUUUCUGGAAGGAUCCCGGUCCUUUUGCGAAUGGCAUAAACGGGUUUGGCCAGGCUUUUGUUCUGGCAGCAGUGUACUACUCCGGCACGGAAAUGAUUGCAAUCACCGCUGGGGAGAGUCAAAACCCGAAACGCGAUGUGCCAAAGGUAUAUAUGCAACUGUCCAACAUAAAUCAAGGGAAAUUGAAUGCUAACGAGAGAGAAAAGGCCAUCCAACAAACCAUCUUCCGCAUCGUAUUAAUCUUCCUAGGCAUGAUUUUCUUCGCCGGCAUCAUCGUGCCCUCCAAUGACCCCGAUUUCCUUACCGCUGGCACAAAAUCAGGCCUAUCACCCUGGACCAUUGCGCUGCAAAACGCCGGCUGGAAGCAUGCCUCCGACCUGAUCAACGUCUUCCUCCUAACCGCCUCCUUCUCCGCCAUCAACUCGGCCAUCUACAUCUCGUCGCGCGUGCUCUACUCUCUGGCCGACCUUGGCCGUGCCCCCGCCUUCCUGAAAAGAACCACGUCCAAAAACGUGCCUAUCUACGCUGCCAUUUUGUCGAAUUUGAUGGGUCUCAUUGCACUCAUCAAUGUGGCUAGCGGCGCCGGUACGGCAUUCACGUACAUCCUCGACAUUGCAGGCGCAGCCGCGUUCAUCGCAUGGGGCUGCAUCGGCAUUACGCAUUUGCGUUUCCGUCGUGCGUGGAGACUCCAGGGCCAUACCCCUGAAGAACUGCCGUUCCGCGCAUUUCUUUACCCCUGGGGCGCGUACUUCAUCACUGUCAUCAAUAUUUUCCUGCUCCUUAUCCAGGGCUAUGCGACGUUCUUGACGCCCUGGCAGCCAGUCGCGUUUGUGUUUUCGUAUAUCAUUGUUGUGCUGUUUGUGUUGCUGUUUGUGUUUUGGAAGUUCUUCAAGAAGACCGAGUUUGUUAAUCUGGCCGAGGUGGAUUUGCAACAUGGUCGGAGGGAUAUAUAG